Molecule: messenger RNA, 1146 nt
Organism: Dichotomopilus funicola
Lineage: Eukaryota; Fungi; Ascomycota; Sordariomycetes; Sordariales; Chaetomiaceae
Product: phosphatidic acid phosphatase type 2/haloperoxidase
Exons: 2
Coding region: 1-1146 (381 amino acids)
Biological process (GO): phospholipid metabolic process
Molecular function (GO): phosphatidate phosphatase activity
Source: RefSeq, a predicted model, not a curated record
AUGGGUUUCUUCAAUCGCCAUCCCCGCGGCGGGCCAUCCCCAGCUACGGCCCCAGCCGCAAACGGCCACCAACACUCCGCGAGCCAUCAUAAUGAGCCAUAUUCGAUGGCGACUCGGCCAACCUUUGGCCAGUGGCUGAAGCAUACAUGGUUGGACAUUCUGACCAUGGCGGCCAUGGGUGCCGUUGGUCUCGGUGUGUACAUGGCUCGUCCCGCGCCGACUCGGUCGUUUGCGGUAACUUUCACCGACGGCGAGGUCGUUUACCCCCAGUUCGCAUACCCCAUGCGAAAAGAAAUCAUCCCGAUUUGGCUGGCCGCCUUUCUGGCUUCCGUCAUCCCGAUCGUGGUAAUCCUCUUCAUGCAGAUCCGGGUCAGGUCGUUCUGGGACGUCAACAACGGCGUUAUCGGCCUGCUAUACUCGCUCAUCACCGCGGCCGUCUUCCAGGUCUUCGUCAAGUGGCUGAUCGGCGGUCUCCGCCCCCACUUCCUCACCGUCUGCAAACCGGACCUCAGCCUGUCGAGCAACGACCCGGGCAUCGUAGGCGCCGGCUACAACGCCAAGGGGUUCAAAGAGAUCUACUACACCCGUGAAGUCUGUACCGGCGACGAGAAGGAAAUCAACGACAGCCUCGAGUCGAUGCCCAGCGGGCACACCACCGCCGCGUUCGCCGGCUUCGUCUUCCUGUACCUUUACCUCAACGCCAAACUCAAGGUGUUCUCCAACUACCACCCGGCUAUGUGGAAGCUCAUCGUCCUCUACGCCCCAAUCCUGGGCGCGUGCCUGAUCGGCGGCGCCCUCACCAUCGACGAGUUCCACAACUGGUAUGAUGUCCUAGCCGGAGCCCUAAUCGGCACCGCCAUGGCCUUCUCCGCCUAUCGCAUGACCUAUGCGGCUGUGUGGGACUGGCGCUGGAACCACAUCCCCCUCAACCGCGGCGCGCCGUUUGCGUUUGGCGGGCCGGAACUGGCCAACGCGACUUUUACAAGGCGCGCGGGCUGGGGCGCUGCCGCGGCGGCUAUGACUGACGGUGCUCACCAUCAGAAGGGCGCGUUUGAUCAUGGCCAUGGGCACACGGUCAAUGGUAAUGUCGCGGGGUUCAACCAUCGGCCGGUUGCUUUUGGGGCGCGUGCCGAUGACAUCGUGUGA